CCAGCCCAAAAUAAUUACUACUGGUACUAAAUGUUCUCUUUCCUAUUCAUUGCUGUAUAUAUCCUAUCAAUUAGUGUAGAAAAGUUGCCAAUUGCAAAUAAAGCCACUGGCUAUUUCAAUCAAAUUAAAGAACCACUUAUUUUUGUACCAUCGUUUAGCUUCGAAGACAAAUUAAAUCAACAGGUUUCUUCUAAAAUUAUUACUAAUAAUAUUUCCUCUCUUAGCUUAUGAGAUGGGGGAUUCUCCAGCAAUAGUGCAAUCACAAGUACAAGGCGAAAGGAGUAUAAAGGGUGACCAAGCUAAAGGAGAAGAAAUCACCUCUGAGAACAUUGGGACUGAAUUAAAAGCUCCAACUUUGGUACAAUACAAAUGGUGGAUCCAAAUAGUCACUUAUUCAAUAUUUGUUCUAUGUAGCCAAUCUAUAGGUACACUCUUAGGCAGAUUAUAUUUUGAAAAAGGAGGAAAUAGCAAAUGGUUAGCCACAUUAGUACAAACUAUAGGCUUCCCAAUUCUCAUCCCUUUCCUCUUAAUCACAUCAACAAAAACUAAUAAUAAAAAUACUGAAUUUAAAAAACCAUCUGUCCUAAUAGUUGCUUCACUUUACAGUUUGCUAGGUCUAUUCAUAGCUGGAGAUUGUAUGUUAUAUACAAUAGGUCUACAAUAUCUCCCUGUCACUACUUAUUCACUUAUUUGUGCUAGUCAAUUAGGAUUCAAUGCCCUUUUUUCUUACUUCCUAAAUAAACAAAAAUUCACUCCUUACAUAGUCAACUCAUUAGUAAUUCUCACUGUAUCCUCUUCUCUCCUCGUCUUCCAUAACGAUGAUUCUGGAGAACAUUCAAAUAAAACGUCUAGACGAAAAUAUAUAUUUGGAUUUUUGUCCACCAUAGCUGCAUCUGCUGGCGGCGCGUUGAUGCUCUGUAUUACACAACUCGCGCUUCAGAAAAUCUUUAAGAGGGAGAGUUCUCGUUUAAUUAUAGAAAUGUCAGUUUACCAGUCGAUAACUGCAACUAUGGCAAUAUUAAUAGGGCUUUUCGCUAGCGGAGAGUGGAAAAAAUUGGACAAAGAAAUGAACGAGUAUAAAUUAGGGAAAAUUCUAUAUGUUUUAAAUUUAAUUGGGACAGCUAUUUGUUGGCAAGUUUUUACAGUUGGUGCAAUAGGUUUAAUUUUCAAAGUAUCUUCAUUAUUUUCAAAUGUGAUUAGUAUUUUAGGUUUGCCUUUGGCUCCUAUUUUGGCUGUGAUAUUUCUUAAUGACAAGUUGACUGGUAUCAAAGUGAUGUCAAUGUUAUUGGCAAUUUGGGGUUUUGUGUCAUAUAUGUAUCAGCAUUACCUUGAUGAUUUAAAGGACAAAGCUACAAAAAAGGGUCAAUUAGUGGAGCUCUCUGAAGUUUCUCUCAUUAAAUGAAGGUAAAUUUGUAAGAUUAUAUAUAUGUAGUGUGACAUACUUCAUAACGAUCACAACUUUUCCACAUCCCAUGUUGUAUAUACUAUUAUGCACUCUUUUUUGGAUGAAUAUGUUUUAUUUCA
Molecule: messenger RNA, 1524 nt
Organism: Capsicum annuum
Lineage: Eukaryota; Viridiplantae; Streptophyta; Magnoliopsida; Solanales; Solanaceae
Product: probable purine permease 10
Exons: 3
Coding region: 233-1402 (389 amino acids)
Cellular component (GO): membrane
Molecular function (GO): purine nucleoside transmembrane transporter activity
Source: RefSeq, a predicted model, not a curated record